Pochonia chlamydosporia 170 is the source of this 2508-nucleotide messenger RNA. RefSeq names its product longevity-assurance protein. Gene Ontology annotation, cellular component: membrane. The coding region runs from base 1 to 2508 and encodes 835 amino acids. Lineage: Eukaryota; Fungi; Ascomycota; Sordariomycetes; Hypocreales; Clavicipitaceae. Gene Ontology annotation, biological process: ceramide biosynthetic process. The transcript has 5 exons. Gene Ontology annotation, molecular function: sphingosine N-acyltransferase activity. The record is from RefSeq and is a predicted model, not a curated record.
AUGCCGCCCUUCAUCAAGUCCAGGGUUAGAAACUGGCUUCAGACAAAGCUUGGCCACAGGCGCGUGGGUGAAGGCAACGAGAGUGCGGAGAUUACAGUCACGGAUGAAGUUACAGAUCUCAAGCUACCUUUCCUUCCUACUGUUCGGCCACAUGUCUUGACGCCAUCGCCUUCCACAGAGGCUUUGGCUUUGGUGACCGGCUCCCCAUUCUUUGACAAGUUUCCGCGAGAGCUGCGGCAAGGCAUACUCAUUCGAGCGUUUGGCGACGGUCUCGUCCACAUGGACCUUUCGUUUGUGCACCCUACCGCUCCUCGAGAGCCCGGGUUCGGGCGCCCGCUUCGCAGCCAUGCGGACAUCAACGCCGAUGAUGUAGAUGCUUAUUUUCCGCCUAGGGUGAACUGGGAUACAACAACGCCCAAGUCCUGGCAGUGGUGGAGCUCCGUGUGUCAUCGCCCUCUGCCACAUCAUGACAGGAGCGCGAUAGACAGGCGUAGGGGAGUUCGGGAGCCUGGAGAUGAUUAUUGCCGUUACGGGGCACCACACUACUGUCCAAAUUGGCCCGGGAUCUAUCCUCUAAAGUGUAAGAUUGGGGUCAUGGGAUGGCUCUUAACUUGCCGCCAGGCUUAUGUGGAGGGUAUCCAUGCUCUUUACGGGAUGAAUACCAUCCAUUUGUCGGGCCAAGCCCUUCUCCCAAACCUCCCUCAGUUGCUGCUACCCCAGCGACUAUCCAACAUAUCGUCUCUCGAGAUUGUCUGCCCACUCAUGUUACGUCGAGGGCCCAAGUCUCAAGCAAUCCCAGAGCUGCAUCAUCUGGAGAAUCAUCUCGCCAUGCUCAGCUCUACCUUCCCAAAUCUCACUCGUCUACACCUGGCACUCAAGGCAAAUGGAGUCGCAGAUCGACCUGUAGACCUACAAGGUGUUUUUGAGGCCCUCGACGCAUUUAUACGACGUCAAAGACCAAUUUUGGAGCAGUUCAUCGUAUCACCUUCACGCAGUGUAUUUACGCCGCUUUAUGACGCCGUUCGGCAUGCCAUUGCCGCCAAGCAGGGUAAUAGCCUAUUAUCACUCCUACUUAACGAGCUCUGGCGUAAUGUUGACGGCACUUACAUUCUUCCAAUAUGCGGACCUACUACCGAUCCUUUCGCAAAACGAUUUUCUAGCUCAUACCCUAAACCCCCAACCGCCGGUUGCCGCACAGUGGGCGCGCCUAUAGUUGGGGAUGGGUACUGGAUCAUACCAGGGGACAUGGACGAUGAAUUACCAAUCCGCUUCUCGUUCAAUCUUGUCGCGCUCUUGUUUCUCACACAUGCUUGCAUACCCGCUGCACGGCAAUACACGUCCAAAUUCUUCACUCUUUCCUACCACAAUGACAAGACUGGCAAAUACGCCGCGGGAUAUGACGACUUUUACUUUAUCGCAUUUUUCAUCAUCAUCCUAACAGGACUUCGCGCUUUCUGCAUGGGUUAUAUUCUCGCACCAUUAGCUUCCCGAUGGGGCGUGCUGGGCAAGAAGGAUGCAACCAGAUUCGCUGAGCAAGGCUGGAUGUUGAUGUACUACAACGCAUUUUGGCCGGUGGGCAUGUACCUCUACUACAACUCCAAGUACUUCUUGAACAUGGAGGAGCUCUGGACCGACUGGCCACAGCGCGAGAUAGAUGGCUUGAUGAAGGCGUACAUUCUGGGACAAUGGGGCUUUUGGAUCCAAAUGGUCCUGGUCAUCAACAUUGAAGAGCGCCGAAAGGACCACUGGCAAAUGUUGACACAUCACUUUGUCACUAUUGCCUUGCUGGCGGGCUCGUACGCGUAUCACCAGACUCGAGUCGGUAACCUCAUUCUGAUCCUGAUGGAUGUGAUUGAUCUAUUUUUACCGCUCGCAAAAUGUCUAAAGUACCUCGGCUUCACCACCAUCUGCGACGUAAUAUUCGGAGGAUUCAUCAUCUCGUGGGUGCUCGCUCGACACGUCUUGUACAUGGUGACGUGCUGGAGCGUCUACUUCGACUUCCCUAGGAUGACGCCACCCGCUUGUUAUCGCGGCAGUGCCGAUGACCUUGAAGGCCCGUUGCCCAUUCCCACGACCGGUUGGAGUCAUCUGCUGGAGCCCUUUCGCAACCCCUCCGGAGUCGUGUGCCUCAACAAGAAUGUCAUGUAUGCCUUUCUCUCAUUCCUCCUGUUUCUACAGGUCAUGAUGAUUAUGUGGUUCACGGUCAUCGUACAAAUCAUUAUGCGUAUGCUCCGGGGCAAGAGGGCCGAGGACCUUCGAAGCAACAGCGAAGCAGAAGAAAGCGACCAAGAGGAGGAAAUUGAGGAAGAUGAACCUGAGGAGCCAUGGUACUUGGAAAAAGAGUGCGUUGGAGAAGCCAUUGACUGGACGGCACGGGAGCGUCGCGGUGGCGUGACAAAUUUGAAGGGAACUGGCAGCAGUAACAGCAGCAGCGGCGUCAGCUUCCCCGGCCGCCGUGACCGCAAGGAGCUGCUGAACCGUAUUGGGUGCGAGAAACAGAUCGAAUGA